CAACGAUCCUUUUCUCAUUCAAGGAACAAAAUGUAAUUUGCUGUAGCUCUGGUUUCUUGGAUGGGAAUACUAUCCUUAGAUUUCAAAAGGAAGAACUAGAUGUGGUUUGUACACACAUUGAUUAAGUUGAAGAGCGGCGAUUACAUCUGUGCUGAUAGCAACAGUAGUCUGGGGGUGGCUUUUCAAAUCUCAAACCUACUGAGUUACAGACUCUCCUAAAUAGACUUCCUUAAUUUCCGGAUGCACUUCUGUAAAUUCCCACUUCUCGCCAAAAUUCCUGCGAAAUUGGGAGGUUGUGUGCAUUCUACUUUGUAAUGCAAAACUACCGAAAUUUAUUUUUUAAGCGAUCCUUUUAUUUAUUUCAGCUAUAUCUGAUGGUGUAAUACGAGCUCCAUUCACCAUAUUGCCAAUUUAUAGAGUGGAUAAUGGAACUUUUGAAUUAGAAAGAAAAAAUUAGUCCUAGAAAUAUGAGAUGUUUUCUUAAUCACACGGAUGUGUCUAAUUUUGGAUAUGCACUAAACUACUGCUAUAUAUAAGUGCUUGUGUUAUAUCCAGUUUUCAGUUGCAAACUGCUUAUGGGCGGAUAGUUAUUUUUGCAGCUUUUGACAUGCAGACCGCAAACAUCAUUUUAACGCACGAAGGAAGAGGUUUGCUAACAUUGCAACAUGUUCGAAAUCAUGUGUGCCUGACACUGAAGUAUUUUAACGUCACUGCGAAGAGUUACACCUUCAUACUGCUUCUUCAAAAUGAUUUUUAAAAGGGUGGGUAUAAAUGGAACAUCUAAAGUCUGCAGAAGGUCUACUCCAAACUGAACGUGCUGCAAACCAGAAGUGUCCUGGACCAUUGCAGUAUUCUAUAUCGUGUGCCAGCACUUUUCUGUUGUUACGUAAAGCCUCUGGAAGCACCUUGGAUAUUUUACAUUCUCUUUUCUCUCCUGGAAGCAGUCAGCACACAAGAAUCCUGACGUGGAGUCUGGGACUCUAGGACAUUCCAGCUUGUGAUCCAGCACGGUUAAUUGUGAAAAGUGUAUACAUUUCUGGCUUAUCUAUGCUUUGUUAUGGGUCUGACGUGAGCCCACGUCCUCCUUCCCCUCCCCCAAUAUUACAGACAGAAUUUCAACUACAGAGUGACAGUAUUACGGUGCUGGAAACCUUGAUAUGCAGAGCAAAAAACAAACUUAGCCAUUGACUGUAGAAAGACAAUUAAAUAGAAGAGGAAAACCAAGAGAAACUCGAAAAUCAGGAUGCCUUGAGACAAAUACAGCAUCUGGCUGAGGAUUGUGUGUGUGGCUUUUUUUUUCUUUCUUUCUGCAAAUGCUGGGAAUAAUUUAAUUCACGAAAUGGGAGACUUGAAGUCGGGUUUUGAAGAGGUGGAUGGCGUGAGGCUCGGCUACCUCAUCAUUAAAGGAAAGCAAAUGUUUGCACUCUCUCAGGUUUUUACAGACCUGCUCAAAAACAUCCCGAGAACUACAGUGCACAAGCGAAUGGAUCAUUUAAAAGUAAAAAAGCAUCACUGCGACCUGGAGGAGUUGAGGAAACUCAAAGCCAUCAACUCCAUCGCUUUCCAUGCAGCCAAAUGCACACUGAUAUCCAGAGAGGACGUGGAAGCUCUUUACACUUCUUGCAAAACGGAACGAGUCCUUAAGACAAAAAGGAGGAAAAUAAGCCGGGCAUUGUCAACAAAGGAUCUCCAACCGGAGCACACAUCCCCCGACCCCUACUCCAGCUUUUGGAAAGAGAACAAACUUUGGCUGGGUUUGAAUGAAUCGGCUCAGCCUCUGCCAGUUAGAAGAAAAGCUUUGCGUCCCGGGGACACAGGCUUGCUACCGGCCUCUGAUCUACCUCACAUUUUGAGUAAAUACACUGGUCACAGCUACCCAGACAUCGCUCGGUCGCCUUGCAAACCCCCUUUACACUAUGAAACUGCCCCGAUCGUGGGCAACUAUGUCACCUUUCACUCGGAUCCCCCUUACUUUCGGAGCGUCCUUUGCAGCAAGCACCCGGCGGCGGCGGCGGCUGCUUAUUAUUACCAGUCCGCCGCCGCCAUCGCUCAGACCAAGCUAGCGGCGGCGGCAGCUGCCGGGAGCCCCGUGGGUUUGACUUACAGAUACAAAAGGAAAAGACCUUGUGAGGCCGCCCAAAAGGACUGUGUAUUAAACACCCCCAGCAGCGCCAGGCGGCUCCUGAUCGUGCCCAGGCCCUGCAAGCCCAAAGGAGCUGCAGCAGGCACGGCCGCUUGCCUGGAGAGAUUUCACCUCGUCAAUGGCUUUUGCACUUCUCCGCAGCAGCCGCAGCAACAGCAUCUGGGCAGCUUCCCCGAGAGCUGCAGCAGCGACUCGGAGUCCAGCUCUUACUCCGACCAUGUGGCCAACGACUCGGACUUCGGAUCCAGCCUCUCCAGCACCAGCAACUCCGUGUCCUCGGAGGAGGAGGAGGAGGAAGAGGAGGAGGAGGAAGACGACGAGGAGGAAGGCAGCGGCGUCUCGGACUCCAGCGAGGUCAGCUCCGAGGAGGAGGAUACGACCUCCGACUCCGACUCCAGCUCGGUUUCCAGCCAGGUCUCGGUGCAAAGCAUCCGCUUCAGGCGAACCAGUUUCUGCAACCCCCCCAGCGUGGCCCAGGCCAACUUCUUGUAUCAUUUGGCCGCGGCCGCCCCCACCAAAUCGCCAGCUUUCGAGGAGGCAGGCAGGCUUCCCCACCUCCAAAGUGCUCAGUGUGGUGUCAAAUCGGAAUUGCCAGAGGAAUGGAGUCAUCAAAGCUGGGCAUCCCAGGCACCUCCAGUGUGCUGCUCCAGCAGCCUUGGAAGUUGUUUUGCUGAGAUAAGGGACGAUAGGGUAUCCGAGAUCACAUUCCCACACCCUGAAUUUUCCAAUAAUGUAAAGAGUACUGACCUAACAAUUAACUGUGCUGCAAAGGGGGCCUCUUCACCUAGCCCAAAGACAAACAAUGCAUUUCCACAACAAAGAAUACUCAGAGAGGCAAGGAAAUGCCUUCAAGCACCAACUACACACUGUGCAGAUAACAAUACAAUAGCUGCUAGAUUCUUAAAUAAUGAAUCUUCACCAACAGCAGCAAUUUCAGAAGAAGAUUCCAAAAUCCCUCAUUGUAUUGAAUUUGCCACGGAUUUACCCUCUUUGCAAACCGAUCGUGCUUCUACAACAGCAGCAGCUGAGCUUGAGUGCACUGAUCCAGGCAAUGAGGCAUUGCCAUUCCUGCACAAUAUUAAAAUCAAAAUAGAGGACAGCAGUACGAAUGAAGAAUAUGAACCUGACCUUUCAAAACAUAAGCUAAAGUGUGAGUGCAAUGAUACUAAGGAUGAGUUUAACGGUGUGACUGAGAGUAAUAACCCGGACGUUUUAUUAACAGCCCAGGAAGAUUCUGCAUGCACUGAGAAAGAAACCACUUCCUUAAACACGCUGACUCAGAGUCAGGUCCUUUCAUGCACUUUAGGUACUCCAAAACCUGAGGAUGGGGAGUAUAAAUUUGGAGCGAGGGUGAGAAAAAAUUACAGGACAUUGGUUUUGGGAAAGCGACCUGUACUGCAGACUCCUCCAGUCAAACCAAAUUUGAAAUCAGCUAGAAGCCCACGUCCUACAGGUAAAAUUGAGACACAUGAAGGAACACUGGAUGAUUUUACAGUUACCAAUAGACGCAAAAGGGUAGCCAGCAAUGUAGCAUCAGCAGUGAAAAGGCCGUUUAAUUUCAUGGCAAAUUUUCCCUGUCCACCGUCACUAAUUAUUGGCAAUGAUGGGGAUUUGUUGCCAGCUUAUUCCUUAAACACCACUAAGGAUUCCCAACCACCUCACAAGGCCCAUCCUGUAUGGAGAUGGCAGUUGGGCGGUUCUGCAAUACCUCUUCCACCUAGCCACAAAUUCAGGAAAUUUAAUUAAUAAAAUAGUUUGGAAAAUACUUUCUUGAACCACCUUUACCUUUCUUUUGUUUUAAACUCCACAGGAUGGUUUGUACAAGCUCCUUAAUGCUUUACACACUUUUGGAGUCCUGUUUUAUCACAUUGUGAAGAUAGAAAUCGGAUUACUAUUUUCUUUUCCAUUGCAGUUUUUAUUUGCUUGUUUGUUUGUCUGGGUAAUUUUUACAUUCCACAGAGUACUUCAGGCUAAAGACUCAACUUAAACUCAGUGAUUAUGGUAGAGCUGGAACACUUUACUGUUUAAAUGCUAAUAAUGCACCGGUACCUCAAUUCAACUGCUACAAAUAAAUGUCAAAAGGUUGAAUAAUAAAUAUUAGAAUGAGCCAUUAAAUUUAUGCACUAGAUUUCGAAAAUGGAAGUCUAACUGUUAAUUCAGUUAAAGUUUGUUAAGUUACUUGGUUGCACAGUAAGGGUUCACGAUAAUUCAAUGUGGCAGCAGUCUCUAUUUUUCGGGAGCUUUGUUUUCCAAAGUAGGGGGCGGCUCUUUUUCCAAGAGCAGUUGCAUUUACUAAUUUUUCUAUGGUUUGGAAAGGUUGGGGUUUGAGUACAGCUGGAGCACUGGAAAAGCUGUCUCAUCUCAAAACUAGUAAAUAAAUAUGGAAUUCUGUUUUUGGCAAAGGGUGUCUUUUUACUUGUACAGUAACUCUUUGCAAUUGGAAAGACUUUUUGUUUCACCCAAAAGUCUUAAAUAAGAUUACUGUUACCCACUAAUGUCAUACUUCAAUUUUGGUCUGAACAUGCCCCUUACUAACUUGCAAAGCAACUAAAAUAUUUGCCUGUAUAGCAGUACAAUUUAUGGUCUAACCUCUCACACCCGAUGGAGGAAAUAGCAAAGCGGUAAAUGCAACACAGAAAGUGAAACGUGAGGCCAUAAGUGGAAAGAAUACACAAAAUGAGAAUAUCAUGUUAUUCAGAGCUUUUUAGCACCAAAACUCAGGCAUUUUAACCUUAGUACACUUCACUGUUUUAUCCGAAUCUCUUGAAACUUGAGUUUUGCAAUACCAUCCUAUCUAUGUAGCAGGAGCAUUUCUACUGCACGUGACAAUCAGAGGCAAUUAUCUAUAUUUGCACUUAAUAUCGAAAUAGUUUAACAGGUAGACUUCUAGAGUCUAGCCCUCGGUAAGACAUGCUGGUGUAAUAUGUUGUGAUGAUGGAAGCAGUAAAUCAAAAUUAUGAAAAUUUGCACUGUUGAAAAGCAUGCUUUAGCUUUAUUUUCAAUUAAAAACACUGUUUAAAAAUU
Messenger RNA from Dermochelys coriacea (leatherback sea turtle), 5167 nucleotides. It is a transcript of the gene SKIDA1, whose product is annotated as SKI/DACH domain containing 1. The record is from RefSeq and is a predicted model, not a curated record. The transcript has 2 exons. Bases 1340 to 3889 code for a protein of 849 amino acids. Lineage: Eukaryota; Metazoa; Chordata; Testudines; Dermochelyidae.